UAAAAAAGUAGUGUUGCUUUUUACUUAGGGGCUGAGUUCAUUCUCCGGCUGCGCAGAUUGCCACGUUGCUGCAGAAAGACACCGGACUACGACACCAGAGGAUAUUGUCUGGUCACUCCAGGCUGUUUAUCACACCGGUGUUUUAGGAUUCUGCCGGGGGAGCGUGCACUCUAUUGGAAUACAAUUGUCAGUGGAAAUGCUGACCGAUAUGAUAGUGGAGGAAGAGUUUGAGCUCAAGGAUGAGGAGCCAUGGUAUGGCAAACAGGACCUUGAGCACGAUCUCCAUUUGGCGGCUCAGCUGGGUAAGACCCUGCUGGACCGGAACCAUGAGUUGGAGCAGGGGCUGCAGCAGAUGUUCUCCACCAACCAGGAGCAGCUGCAGGAGAUUGAGUACCUGACUAAGCAGGUGGAUUUGCUGAGGCAAAUGAAUGACCAGCAUGCUAAGGUAUACGAGCAGCUAGAUGUGGCAGCCAGAGACCUGGAGCAGGGCAACCACAGGCUGAUUCUGGACAACCGCGUCGCCCAGCAGAGGAUCAACUGCCUGACAGAAACGAUCAACAGUCUUGAGACCCACAUGGAGGACUUGCAGACCCAGGUGGAGGAGCUGAGGACAGCCCAGUCUGACCGGAGCAGGAGAGAAUUGGCCGAACAGAGACACAACCUUGGAGCACAGAGUGUGUCCUGCCUCAAGGAGCUGUAUGACCUGCAGAAAGACAA
Molecule: messenger RNA, 717 nt
Organism: Oncorhynchus tshawytscha (Chinook salmon)
Lineage: Eukaryota; Metazoa; Chordata; Actinopteri; Salmoniformes; Salmonidae
Gene: cdr2a
Product: cerebellar degeneration-related protein 2a
Source: RefSeq, a predicted model, not a curated record